AUGUCAUCCAUGACUUGCGAAUACACCGUCCCAGCGAAGAAACGGGGGCCACCAUUUCGAGCUCAAAGAUCGGAUCAGACCACAGCUCAAACGAAAUACAACCGGCCGAGUGGCAAAGAGUCUAUUUCAGGAAAUUCUCAAGUUAUAGACUCCUUUGUUGCCAGUCUAUCAAACGACAAUCAACCUCUCAAUAGCCCUACCCAACAGAGGAAUUCCGCUCAUGCUCCAUUCGACGCAGCCAUUGGCGAACUUCUCUCAGCUCUGGGGAAAGCUCUGCCAUAUGUCCCACUAGAAGACGUCCUAUCUUCCUGCAUUGAUCUUUACAUGCAGUGGGAGUUCCCGACCAGCCCCAUCAUUUGCGAACCAAUAGUUCGGCAAAUGAUGCAUGCUGUGGUUCCAAUUCUCCGGAGGGAAAUUUCGCUAACCAGCGACCCGGCAACGAGCCACUCCAACCCAGACAUUCCAACCAUCCGGGCCUUUGCGCUCCUUACGGCCCUCUGCGCAGUGGUCUCCUCUACUCUGCCAGUCGAGAUAUUUCCCGGUGGCGCAGCACUCGCGAUGCCGUUCCUCAGAACGUCGCGAGAGGCUCUUCGACUGUAUCAAGACUAUGACAUUGAGCACCCAGAGUCGAGCUCAAUCGUCAUCCGUUACUUCCACUCCAAUGCCUUACAUGCCCUCGGAAAGACCAGUGUGUCGUGGCAUGCGAUGGGAGAGGCACUACGACUCGUGCAGGAGAUGCGAUUGUAUGACGAGGAAUCUUUUCGAAACCUCGAGUGGCCCGAGGCUCAGUUGAGAAGAAACACCUUUUGGCAUCUCUACAUUGGGGACAAGUCCGCCUCAAUUCUGAACAAAGUCCCCAUCUCGCUUCAUCAGAUCUGUUUCGACACUCCCAUCACUACUAUAUUCGAGGAAACUGAGGAUUACAAACUCAUUCAGGCUAGCCCGGAACCCGACACUGCAGAUUUUGAGCACCGUUUGCGUCUGGGUUUCAACUUGUGCUUCCAACUUUGGUAUACGGCUUCUGAAAUGCUCGUCGACUUGAACUUCCUAUCACGACUACAUGGUAAAACUGGAUCGCUGCGCUCGGUCACCUCGAACGAUGCAUCAGACUUGGAGAAAUCUACCAUGCAAUUAUACUUCGACUUCACCAGUAUUCUCCGCAACUGUCCACCCUGGGUUCGUGAUCCCAAAAUUGCAGUCUCGGGAACACCCAGCGAGGCUACGGCUCAGUUUCGAAUCAGGGCAAUGUCAAUUCAGAAAGCCAACUUAUUUGUCACCUUUCAUACACUGCGACUAGUCCUUGUCAAUCGCUUCUUCGAACGCGGCUUCAUCGAGAUUCUAGGGCUAACAGACGAUCCAGUGAUGCUUGCCAUGCGCAAAGUCGAGAUAGCGAGCGAUCUCUUGGAGGCAGUGUCAGACAUCCCCUUUGAAGCCUUGCAAGCCAACGGAGAACCUUGUGUUGAAAAGCUUCGACAAGUCGGUGUGGCUCUGCUCGAAAUCAUGCACAAUGUUAACAACGAGGCCAUAUCCACUCGUGCUGGAUCCCUCUUUAGCACGCUGUUGGACAUUCUAGCCCGGCUAAAUUCAAGAAUAUCAGACGAGCUCAACAAUGAUCGCGAGUCAUGA
Molecule: messenger RNA, 1626 nt
Organism: Colletotrichum lupini
Lineage: Eukaryota; Fungi; Ascomycota; Sordariomycetes; Glomerellales; Glomerellaceae
Exons: 2
Coding region: 1-1626 (541 amino acids)
Biological process (GO): DNA-templated transcription
Cellular component (GO): nucleus
Molecular function (GO): zinc ion binding; DNA binding
Source: RefSeq, a predicted model, not a curated record